This is a messenger RNA of Symbiodinium natans, 960 nucleotides long. The record is from the annotation of a GenBank genome assembly. NCBI's taxonomy places the organism in Eukaryota, Dinophyceae, Suessiales, Symbiodiniaceae.
AUGACGGCGCUCCUGGCCCUGGCAGAAGGGCACAGGCGACAGAUCCUGGAGUUGGCGGAGGCGCAGGAGAAAGCCUGGGUGGAGGCUUUGAAAAGCGAAGGGACCACGAACGCCGUUGUCAGAGAGGAGUUCCCUGGGCCGAAUCUGGGCGCACCAGCGCCAUCCCUUGGCCACAUCCGUUGUACGCGAGAGCCAAUUGUUGCGGAGUAUGAAGAUCCCCUCCCACAGGAUGUCCAUGACAAUCUUAACAGCAUUGUGCCGGAAUGGAGAGAUUCAGACGAUGAGCGCAGUUCGAAUUGCGAGGUUGUGCAUAACCGCAUCUCCAAGCAGAGCAGGCUGUCCAACCACUCACGGCAGGAGUUCGGCCACCUGCUGGAUGACGACCACCACUUGGAUUUCACUUGCUUGCAGGUGAAGUCCAUCAAGUCGGGAAUUGAACUCAUCGCAGGCGUGUUGGUGUUGCUGAACUCGAUUACGCUGAUGGUAGAGCUGGAGGUGGAGGGCAGAGUGGUGGGCUCCACGAUCGGGCUCGGAGGGGAGGGCGACGAAAACCUGGCCAGUGCCCUUCCAGUCUUCCGCAUCGCCGAUGCCAUCUUCGUGGGCUUCUUUGCCCUGGAGCUCCUAGUGAGGAUCUACUUGGAGAGGCGCAGCUUCCUACAUGAUUACUUGAACUGGUGGGACGCUUUGUUGGUCUCGGCGGGCCUUGUCGACGUGAUCUUGAGCAUCGUGCAGGCAGAUAGCUGGAUUGACAAUGCCGUCGUUAGGGUCGCGCGGGGCUUGAAGGCGCUCAGGGCCUUUCGGAUGAUGCGGAGCUUCCGGCUUUUCCGUGGCCUUCGUGUACUUGUCAAGGCAUGCCAGUGCCCCCUGGUCUUGAUAGGAAGAAUUUACAGUCAGGGCCAGAUGGGAGGGGGGAAGAGUUUGACCAGGCAGCUGCCGCACCCCCACAUAAGGUUCGCAUAA